GAAUUCUUUUACGUUGAAAAAAAAUUAUAUAAAUAGACCACAUUUUCAAGGCUCGAAAAAAUUCGGUCUCAUUGUCAUUUCUUCCCAUUUUAACUAGAAAACACGUAGGUAGAAAUCAUGUACAAGCUGCAACCAUUAUUUAAGUCAGUAGGAGAAACCCCGCAUCCUAGCUGUGUGUACAAAAUGAAGAAAAUCAGUGACCAUUUCAAUAAUAAAGUAACUGAUGGAACGGACUGUAACACAGAGGAUAACGCAACAUCAAACAACUGUGAGGUGGAACAGCUGGAAAAACGUUGGACAGAAAUCACAUCUAGACUUCAAAGACUUCAAUCUGAACUUGCUGCGAUAAAAACUGGCUCUUCGUCUGGCUUGUCAUCCUUUAUUGAUGCAGGGCCUGCUCCACCACUGACUGUCAAGGCACUGGCAGUCCAACAGGAUUUGCUGGUCCUUCGUAUUUCUUCCCUCAUGACUUCACUCUUUGAGCUCAAGUCAAGGCUGGCGGUGAUGGAUGACCCUCAGAGUGUUUCCAGUACCACUGUUCUGCAACUGCAGCAAAGGUCCCUUUUGGAACGUAUAAGAGAACUCAAUGAAGAAAUAAGAAGCAUUAGUUCUGCGUUGAACAGUAGUAACAUUCAAGGCCAAGUACCUAGCACUUCACAAUGCUUAGCUGGGCAGAUAGAUGUUGUAGGACCAGGGGAACGAAGUUUUCAAGAUUUGGUUAUACAUGCCAGCCCCUCUAAUCCUCCGCAUUCACUGCCAUUAUUGAGGGAACGCAUGGAAAAGCUCGGUGUGUCAGUGUACGCAAGAACGCACGUCCAUUCUGCAGUUGCCGGAAACAAGUUGUUGAACGAUACUCUCAAAUCCUUCAUCAGUUCUGAUUCACGACUGGAACGGUCUCAAGCUCGCAUGGCCAUUACACUUAUCUGGAUUAAAGCAGGCGAUGGUGAAGAACCGUCCCUGAUAGUCUCACCAUCAUCUCAGGCUGCAGCUAUCAACGGAGAAGCCAAUAUCGUCCGAUAUUUGGCUAGAUAUGUGCCUGGAUUAUUGGAUUACGAAGAUCAACCAUUAAAGGCUACCCAAAUUGAUCAGUUCCUUGACUUGACCGAAAGCACCGCACCUCUCGGAUGCCGGGGAUCGAAACGUGAUCGAGCAGCCACUUUGCAAUCACUGGACAAUACUCUAUCCAGCCGAAAAUCACUGGAGGAAAGUAGCAACGAGGUCGGACUCGUAGACUUUGUAGUCUAUUCAGCUUUAGUGAAUUCCUGCACAGAAAAAGACAUUGGCAAAAACAUCCGCGCCUGGAUGGAUCGCUGCCGAUCGACUGUCAAGCAGGCGACCGCACCGUCAAACAGCAAGCGCAGUAUUCUGGAGAAUUAUCUAACGGAGCUUGGCAUCGCAUUUCGGACCCUGGAGCAUCCGGCCGUCUUCACUGUGGCAGCUAUGAUGGAGCAUAUCUCGCAUUUAGCUGGCUUUCACGCUAAAAACCUGUUGGUGAAGGACAAGAAAACGGGCAAGCUCUACCUGAUCACGGCCCGUCACGACGCUGCUAUCCAGCUGAGCCAAGUUUCCAAAAUGAUUGGAGCCAAAGAGCUGCGAUUUGCUGACGUCGAGACGCUCGAAGCUACCCUGGGUGUGCAGCAAGGAUCGGUGACGCCUUUCGCGCUAUUAAAUGACGCCCAACAACAACUCGUUACGUUCGUGCUAGACGGCCAGCUUUGGGAUGAGACGAACGGCAAGGAUUCUUAUUUGAACUUUCACCCACUGACCAACGAGGCCACGACCAGCAUCACCGUCGCUGGAUUUAAAACCUUUUUGAAGGCAACCGGACACGACCCGAUCAUCAUCCAAGUCUGAAUAUUGUUUCGAAAGGGGCACUCCUUGUAUUUGCCACCGCGGUGCUGAUGCCGUAGGACAACAAAA
Molecule: messenger RNA, 1920 nt
Organism: Daphnia carinata
Lineage: Eukaryota; Metazoa; Arthropoda; Branchiopoda; Diplostraca; Daphniidae
Gene: AIMP2
Product: probable aminoacyl tRNA synthase complex-interacting multifunctional protein 2
Exons: 7
Coding region: 118-1854 (578 amino acids)
Cellular component (GO): aminoacyl-tRNA synthetase multienzyme complex
Molecular function (GO): aminoacyl-tRNA deacylase activity
Source: RefSeq, a predicted model, not a curated record